This is a messenger RNA of Paramecium octaurelia, 2536 nucleotides long. NCBI's taxonomy places the organism in Eukaryota, Ciliophora, Oligohymenophorea, Peniculida, Parameciidae. The record is from the annotation of a GenBank genome assembly.
AUGAAUAUUGUGAUUUUCAUUCUACCAAUUGUAUAUGCCUGCAUAGACUCAUUCGACUGUUUUACAGACAGUUCCAGAUUUACUUGCAAUGGGGAACCCUGUGCAGGAAAUCUAACAGAACUAGAUAACUUUGUCAAAUUUACAAAUAAUCUUUCCAUGUACUAUUAACUGGAUGCCACUAACAUUACCUUGUUAUUCGAAUUGCAAUUAUGCUAGAGAUUUGCCAUUGUGUUUAAUUACACAAAAAUGAAUGACAUGAAUAGAACUUAUGAUGAAUAUGACAUUACCGGCAAAGACAUUAUUUUCUUCAGUUGGGCACAAACCUAUGAUGAUUUGUAUGUUAAUGACAACAUUGGAGCAUCUGCAACCGCAUUUAUUUGGGAUGAAUAAAAGGGAGGAUUUUAAAGUUGGCACAUUUUGGGAUAUGCCAUCAUAAAUGAAACAAUCAGAAUCAAAAUCACCAGAGCUAUUCAUACAGAAGAUAAGGAAGACUAUCAAUUCAGUUAUCAAUAUGUUGAUAUCGGAUAUCUUAUCGUCUAUGAUAAGGAAGGAGUGGUCUAUAGAAAUUAUAAUAGAGGAGUAGUCACUGUGGAUUUAUAUAACUUAGGUAGUAAGGAAGAGAAAUACGAACAGUUUACAGACGAAGGGCAUUCUAUUUUCCUCUUUAUUUUUUGGAGUUUCAUGUCAGAUAUUGGAAUCUUCUUUGGUAGAUAAUUAAAGAGUUAUCCGAAGUAUGCUAAAGUUCACGGAAUGAUAUUCCUAUUCUAAAGCAUCGUGACCUAUAUCUUUGCAUUCAGUAAAAUCGAAUAUAGUACUUUAUAUUUAUAAUAGUCCAGAUAAGUUGAAGAUCCAAGAAAUCUAUUAUUAUGAUGGGUUGAUCAUAGCUCAUUUUGUUGUUGGAGUCUUGAUACUGAGUUUUCUGUUGCUCCAAUUGAUGAUGGGCAUGAUUGUCAAAAACAAUCUAGAAUCUUUGAAUGGAUCCAAUAAAAUCUAUAAAGUGAAGAGGAUGCACUUCUAUCUUGGUUACUUCAUCUAUCUAGUUACCAAGGCAUAGGUAGCCAUGGGAGUUCAUAUUCAAAGACCAGAUUUAUUGUAACAUUCAAAUCAUUCAAUGUAGAAUUCCCUUCUAUUACUUCUAUGUGUUUCUCUUCUUUACCAAAAUGUCAAUCGAAAUACUCUAUUAUUAUGAAGUGUCCAUUAUACCAAGACAGAGAAUCACCUAUCAGUAUGUAGAAUUAGACAAGAAUCAAAUCUAUGAGAAUUUGAUUGACAAAAUAAAUCAGAAUGGUAACUAUCAUUAGUAUAUCAAUUAGUUCCAAGAAAUCAAUUAGUUAAAGAAUAUUAGAAAUUAAAUUACAUAAUCCUUAGAGAAGCCAUUUAUGAUGUCAGUGAUUUUAACCACCCAGGAGGUUAGUAUAUCCUAGAGAGAAUUACUGGAAGGGAAAUUGGUCGAUACUUUUAUGGAGGAUUCCCAAUUUAAAAUUUGAAUAUCAAAAUGCACAUCCAUACUUAAUUUGCUAUCAAUUAUAUUGAAACUAGAUACUUAGGAGAUUACAGAAAUGACAAUUGUCCACUUUUAUAUUAUGAGGAAAACACAUCUCAAAUUGAUAAAUACGUAUGGAAGUUUGAACAAUACAUUCCAUUUGCUUCGGAUGUUGGCUUAUUCAUAUUCAAAAGUCACUUCUUUUAGGUUCGUCAAUUCUUAAAAGGCGUUCAAUGGUUUGGACGAUACUUCUACAUUAAACCCUUUGGAACUGGCAUCAAACUGGCAGAAAGACCUUAUUCAAUCGUUAUGUCAUACACUCAUUCUGCCAUCCUCAAGAGACAACAAAUACUAGAUUUUUUCAAAUCUUAAGUCAUUGAGUAGGAUUAUUAACCCUUUUCCCCUUAGCAAUAAGCCACCUUGUCUGAUGAAAUUAACUUUGUUGUGAAGAGAUGUGAUUUCUCUAACAACAUGAGUCGAUUUCUUCAUGGCACAGGUCACAAACCAUAUGAAAUUACAGGACCCUAUGGCUUUGGUUUGGAAUUAGAUGCUCUCUCUGAUGGAAUUCAUUAUGCAUUUGUAUAAGGCACAGGAAUUUUGCCAUUCCUUGACCUUAUAGAUUACCUCCUUAAAAAAGCUAUCUACACCAUUCUACAUGAUCAAAGAAGCAAAGAAGUAGCUGAUUGCAUUAAUGAUAACAAUGAAGAAUAUCUGACUACUUUAGGUCCAGAUUUCUAGUUAAUAAUGCAUGCAGCUUUUAGCGAUAUUGCUCACCUUUAUGGACUUCCGAUUAUUUAGGAUUUGCUGUUUAUUUGUAAAACCUUUUAAUUAGACAUUUUUGAUAUUAAGAUUAUGAUCAAGGAUCGUAUUAAUAUUCCAGAGGAGUUGUCAAACUAUAUGGUUGAAUCAUAUUUCAAUCUUAAAUAUAUGAAGGAGCACUUAAAGUUCAAACCCACAAAAGUGUACGUUUGCGGAAGUCCUCAAUUUGAAGAAGAAAUUCAAACCAAUUUAUUUGAUCUUGGAAUACCAAAAAAAUAUUUAGUUAUUGUGUGA